UUGACAUGAUAUAUGUAUUUUCAUCUGCAAAAAUUUCUGCAAUUAUUUUUAAAGAAAAAAAAAUAAUUUUUCAUAUUUUUUUGAAUAUUUAUGUGCACAUAAAAUGUUUUGCAGACGCAAGAAAUAUUUUGGACUUUCAAAAUGCAUCAUAUUUCUCACGUAAGAACAAUUUGUGUGUCAACAUAUUGCUUACACUCAUUUUUGUUUUACAAAGAAUUUUUUUUUUAUUUAUUAUAUCAUUUUAUUUAUUUAUAUAUUUUUAAUAGUAUAAUUGUUAAUUUUAAAAUAACAUAUUUAUGAUCUUCAAAAUAUAAUACUUCUUAUAUAAUUAAAUGCUAAAAAGUAAAAUUUCUUGUAUAGCUUUUGAUAUAAUAAUUAAUAUAUUUAGUUUUAAAAAAAGAUGAUGUAAUCGAUAAUAUAAUAAUUUAAAAUGAUAAGAGAUGAAAUCUAAUAAUAUAUAUGAAUCUAAUUGAAGAUGCAUUGAUAUAUAAUCGUAUUAAGAAUUUACAUGAUAAAAGAAUAGUUUCAUAUUAAAAAAUUUUAAAUAUUUAAUUGAAAAAAAAUAAAAUUUGUUAUCGUAAUAUAAUGUUUUAUUUUAUUUACAUAGAUAAAUUUUUUUUAGAAUUUACUACCAGUUACAAACUAUUCUUUUGGAAUACAGAAAGCUAAACAUAUUUUUCAAACAUAUUUCUAAAAAUUCUGAAAAUUCAGUUGCUAUACAUUUUCACUAUUUAACAAUAUUUCAAAUUAGAAAAUAGUUCUGCUUUAGUUCUAACUAUGGAAUGUAAGCUUUCAUGAUUGAAAGUCGAGUAUUAGAGGUGGCGCCGCAUGGCGGUCAUUAUAUAAACUAUCACAAAGCGAGAAGGCGAUCUCUGUUUUUCUUUCUUUAUGUCGAUUAUGCUAUCUUCGUUUCUCUCUCUUUCUUUUCUUUCUCCCCUCUUCCUCUAUCCGUUGAAUACUAUAUAGUACAAUGGUCUAUUCUUUCGGUCUACCUGUCUGUUCUUUUCAUCUUUGUUCGUCCGCAAGCUGUUUGUUAAUCUCUCUCUUUCCCAUUUCGUUUUCUCAUAAUAGGUUUAGUUUUUCACUCUCUCUAACUUUCUCUCUUGUUCGCAAGUUACAGCACCCUCUGUUCUAUUCUCUCUCUUCGUGCGUCUCUCUUUCAGUCAGGCUGCCGCAGCCUCGAUCACUCUUUUCUUUUCUCUUUCUCUCUUUUACUUGGUCUCUCUAUCUCUCCUCUAUGCCCUUCGUUUCCAUGCAACCUCCCUCAGUGCGUGACGGGUCCGCGGGCCACGGAGAGUAGAAGCGCGCGCGCGGCCAUGUUUACUCGAUUUUGGUGGCGUUUCUUUGUCAGACACAACGCAUUCUUAUCGGUGCACGUUGCAAUAUUAAUUAUGCUCGCGGCCGGCCGCGUAACCACGUGUGCACGGUGAUUUUUAGUUAAUUGUGUUCUCUGUGUUGGAGAAGUGUCAUUUUACAGUUUUUUCGAUUGAACACCAAGAGCGUGCGCGUAUGUUGGCUCUUCAACACGAUUACGAGCACGUUGUGAGAACGAAAGAAAACGAUCAGCAUUUGGUGCUCAAUAACAAAUAAUAGAUUUUAACCUGGAAGACAAAACGUGACGAAAAUACCUCGCCUCCGCGAGAUGGAGGAGCUGCAUAAUGGUGUCAUCCUUAUCAAGUGUAAGUUUUGUUCCUAUGAACCACGUUCAAGGUGCAGAUCAUGGGAUGACGUAGGACCGACUAAAAUGGAAACAGUCGGCCAAACGCAUAGACAACACCAUCCCUCCUUGGAGGCAACUAGAUCCAAUACUUCAACACAGUCGGCUAGAAGUGAGGAUUCUUGGUGCUCAGCUUCAGACCAUGACCUUUCUUCGGAUGAUGAGAGUGAAAAGAGUAAUAUCAGUAUUAAAAGUAAUUGCCAAUUGAGAAACACAUUGCACAAAGCAAGGACGUUAUGCGACAAGUGGAGACCUCAAAAUAUGCGAGUGAACAAUGCUGAUCCAUUGGAUUCGCCCGGAAAUCAUGGAAGACUAUCUAGAUGGUUCAGCAUCCGGAGAGGAUCAACGCAACAAUAUGAUGUGGAUUCUUGCGACACGAUAUCCCUUACCAGUCCGAUCAAAACUCCCCAAAUGCCGCAACUUUGUGAAAUUGAAGAAGAAAAUAGCGCAAUGGUACAAUUCCAAUGUAUGCAGCAACGUAGACAAACUCCACCCGCUCUUCCUCCAACACCUUCGAAUUUAACUCCUCAACAAUUAAAACGUCGACAUAUAGUAGCCGCUAUAGUACACUCAGAAAACAGUUAUGUGUCUACGUUACAAAGGCUAGUAAAUGAUUACAAGAAACCAUUAGAGGAAUCCUCGCCACCUAUAUUGAGUCAGGCAAAAAUAGCAACAUUGUUUCAUAGAUUACCUGAAAUUCUGCAAUGUCAUACAUUAUUUAGAAUUGCAUUAGCGGAAUGUGUACGUUCAUGGGAUAAAGACGAAAAGUUAGGAGAUGUGUUUGUAGCAAGUUUCAGCAAGGCUAUCGUUCUUGACAUUUAUAGUGGAUUUAUAAAUAAUUUUUCAGUAGCUAUGGAUUUGGCUAAACAAGAAUCAAAAAGAAAAACUGCGCUUGCUGAUUUUUUCAAGGUGAAACAAAUAAGUGCACAUGACAGAUUAUCUUUUUUUGGAUUAAUGGUAAAACCUGUACAAAGAUUUCCACAGUUUAUAUUAUUCUUACAAGAUUUACUGAAACAUACACCUCAAGGUCAUCAUGAUAGAAUGUCGCUGCAAUUAGCAUUAACUCAAUUAGAAAGUUUAGCAGAAAUGUUGAAUGAAAGAAAACGAGAAGCAGAACAAUUCCAAGCAUUUAAAGAAAUGCUUCGGCAUGUAUCUGGAAAAUUAUCUCAUCGUCCUCUUUCAUCUUCAUCUAGGUAUUUAAUAAGAGAAGAUAAUGUUACACAGUUGGAAUUUAAUCAAAAUGGUAUGAUAACAAAAUCAAAAAGAAGAAGGUUAUUACUUUUAAAUGAUCUCGUAGUAUGCGUUUCGGUGACCCCAAGAUCUGCAGAAGAUUUUAGUGGUAGUGAAAGACUAACUUUGAAGUGGACAUAUCCUGUAUCAGAUAUUGAGAUUCAGGAUACAAGCACUUCACCCACAUUAAGUCGUUUAUUGACUGCUGGUCUAAAUAAAGGUGGUAGUCUAAAAUCUGAUAAAAGCGGAGAUUGCGGACAAGCAGGUGCAGAUAAUCUGUGCGUAGAAAUGAAUGAUCUAAUGCAUGAUUAUGAAGUAGUGUCUAGGAUAAGUGAUCUGAUUGCACAAUUGAAAGGUAAAUACGAGGGAAUGACGCUUGAAAAAACCAAACAAAUUCUACAGUCUAUACAACUUUCAAUACAACAAAAAGAUGAAGAUAUGGUUUGGGCAGAUAGUUGUUGCUUGCAAUUAGUAACAAAACAAGGACAAAUGUAUACAUUUCAAACUGAAAAUCCUUUAGUGAAAAAAGAUUGGAUAACAGAACUUAGACUAGCACAAUUAGCUUUAGAUCCGAAUAAUUCGCCAUCUUGGGAAGUACCUGAACAAGAACAAAGACCAUCUACCAAAAUGCCGCUUUUUGUUAGUUCUCAACAAGUAUAUCAUUCGCAACAUCAGACAGAAGUACGUUGCGGCUGCUAUUACACCACGCAAAAUCCACGUCCUACAAGACGCCGUGGUAGAAGUCAAAGUUAUUUAUGGAUAUGUACAGGAGACGGUAUAUCCAGUCAUGUAACAGUAUUUGGUCAAUCAACAACAGCCUCAGCCACUUCCUUGAAACAAAUUACGACUUUUGACUUAGUAGAAACUAAAGUUGCCGCUAUAGAAUUCGUAAAGGGUAUUUCUUCCGAUCCAUUGUCAUUAGCAGGAGAAGUUGUAUGGAUGGGUACAGAUUCUCGUAAAAUUAUCAUUUAUGCCGCAUUAGAACCUGAGAAGCAAGAAGAAUUAGGAAAUUAUUCUGUUGCUGGUCCAGUAAUACAAAUCAAAUAUCAUUGUGAUAAUGUUUUUGUUGCCCUGGGAAUUGGUUUGCUUCUCCUUUUCAAAAGACAAAUAGACGGCACUUGGAAUCUUAAAGAUCCGUUUAUAAUAUCUCUAGGAAGUGAAUCAGUAUCUUGUUUGAUGCCAAUCAAUGCAUCUGUCUAUGCUGCUUGCGGCAAAAAAGUUUGGGUACUUAACGCAGUUAAUGGUGAUGUUACCAAAAGCUUUAGCGCUCAACAUGAACAUGUUGGUAGUGUGAAACUAAUGGCUCAUUCUGGAGUCGGUCUUUGGGUUGCUCUUAAGAAUUCAAGUACUGUCUGUCUAUAUCAUACAGAAACUUUUAAACAUCUGCAGGAUAUCAAUAUUGCAUCUAAUGUAUUGAGAGUAACAAGAUCGAAUAACGCUUCGAAUUCUUGUGGUGACAACUUAAACAAUAAUCAAACCACUGUUACUGUGACAGCACUUUUAGCAUGUAAGGGUUUACUUUGGGUGGGUACAAAUGUAGGCAUCAGUUUGACAAUUCCUUUACCAAGAUUAGAAGGUGUACCUAUUAUUAGUGGCCGGGUCAAUAUUUCAUAUCACGCACAUUUCGGUCCUAUCACUUUUUUACUUGCUAUUCAGAAUCCAAGAAAUAUGAUAAAUUGUACAACUGAUGAAAUUAAUGAUGAGGAAAACAUACAAUUGAGAUCAAAAGAAUCGGAUAAUAAUAGAAACAGAGAUCGAGCAAGUUUAGAUUCCUCUACAUCGAAUAGCAUAUUAAAAUUGAAGCAACAAUUGGCAGGUAGUCCAGUGAUGUUGAGACGAAAACGUAGUAAAGAAUAUGAGAAUAGAGGUUCAAAAACACUUCCUAGAGGACUCGGUUCUGGUGGAGGAUUUCUCUCAAAUUCUAUGUCCGGAUCACACAGUUCUGGAGAAAAUUGCGACGUAUAUGGUUUAUAUGGAGAAUUGAUGUAUGUGAAGGAUUAUGAAAAUGAGAAUAACUCUGGCAUUGAUUUAAUUUAUGAGCCAUUAAGAAGAAGCGAUCCAGAACUGGCAGCCAUACCAAAUAAAGUUAGUACCUUAGAUCGUAGAUUAAAAAUGAAAAUUACUAGACCUAGAUCGCUUGAUUUAUCAAAUUGGUCUGUUGAUUCUCAUACAAGUUCUUUAUACACAUCUUCGGGUUCAGAAGAAAAUCUCUCAUUAAAAACUGGUAAAUUGUCUCGAAAUAGUAGUACAGCUAGUCGAAAUGGCCCUUAUGAAACAACCACUCCCAACAGUAGUAUAGGACAAUCUGUACCGGAAACGAUACCACCGCACAAUAAUAUAAAAACAAAUAAUAAAAAAAUCAACAAGACAUUACAACAAAUAGAACAGCCUAAACGAACUGUUUUAACCUUGAUGGGUGGUCGAGGUUACAUCAAUUGGAGACAAUUAAAUGCACAAUCGGUUACUGAUAAAGGUUCUAAAUCGGGUUAUACUUUCAAAGAUCCUAACAGUAAUGAUGCACACAUUGUUCUGUGGGAAAUGAAAUUAUGAUACUCAAUUAUAUUAGGCCUAUCGAUCCGAUAGUAUAGAUAAAAAUGAUAAAAUGCUUUUAAUGGCCGAUGGCGAGCUCUGUAGAAUCGGCAAAUAGGACCAAAAAAGAAACUAUUGUCGAAUUGAUAUCCAUUUAAUUAAUCGGGAUAUUCGACAAGAAUAUGUUAAUUAAUUAGCUCACUUUUUAAGUUAGUUGCACAAUAAGUGUUCGAUAAUGUUUUUUUGGAAUUAUGUUUAAAAUAAUGUUCAACAUUUUCGAACGUUCUUAUCGUUUGCAGUGCAAAGGUAUAGUUUUCAUAUAGCUCUCUAAAAAAGAAAAAACAAAUAUCUUUUUAUUAUACAUGCUUCCAUCCUUUAAUGCAAUGAAGAUCUUAAUAUUUUUGUUAUAAACAAAUUAUUUUAUGUACACUCGUAUAUAGGUUUUCACUUUUUUUUUUUUUAGGAACAAAGAGCAUACGAAUAUGCGUAUUAUUGAAAAGAAGAAUUGAUCUUUGAACAUCUAUUUUGAUAAAUAUUGUUAUUUCUGUAGUUAUAUAUAAAAUAGUUUAAAGCAGUGGUAUUCUUAUAAAUAAUAAUGUAAUAAAAAUGAAUUAAAUUUAAGAUUAUUUAUGAAUUAAUUUGAAAAAUGAUCGUGACAAUGAAUACCACUGAUUUGAAAUUUCAGUUUUUCGAGUUUUCGUUACUCGGUGGCAAUCAUGUGAUGUGCACAUGUAUUUGUAAGAUAUAUGAAUAUAAAAACGUUAUCUUACGCUUUAUACGCAGGACGUUUCGCGUCAUGGGAAAAAAUGAUAGAAUUUUUAAGCGUUUCUUUUGUUUUCAUUUCGAAUCUUGUAAAUGAAAAUAUAAAAAAGGACUCCCACUUUUGUAAACGGGAUGAAAUAAAGGACACAGAACAGCG
This is a messenger RNA of Apis cerana (Asiatic honeybee), 6395 nucleotides long. Its product is annotated as rho guanine nucleotide exchange factor 10. The record is from RefSeq and is a predicted model, not a curated record. Lineage: Eukaryota; Metazoa; Arthropoda; Insecta; Hymenoptera; Apidae. Gene Ontology annotation, biological process: actin cytoskeleton organization; positive regulation of stress fiber assembly. Gene Ontology annotation, molecular function: guanyl-nucleotide exchange factor activity.